Messenger RNA from Lachancea nothofagi CBS 11611, 4251 nucleotides. Lineage: Eukaryota; Fungi; Ascomycota; Saccharomycetes; Saccharomycetales; Saccharomycetaceae. The record is from the annotation of a GenBank genome assembly.
AUGGCGAAGAAGUCUAGUAAACCACAGCCUGCUGUGGUCGAGCCAGUUGUGGUAAAGAAAAAGGGCAGGAGGGGUGCCAGGGAAGAAACAGAAGAAAUGAAGAAGGAAAGACUAUUGCAUCGCGCGAAGGUCACUUCCACAUCUAGCUGGACGGGAAAGCUGCCUCAAACUCUGUUGCACGAAAUGUGUCAGAAACGCAAGUGGAAUAGAGUUGAGUACGACAUAAAGAAAAUAGGUCAGGAUGGCAUGCUAGCGGCAGCAGUACUGUCAUAUACAGAUCCAAAGACGAAAGAAAUUCUGGCAAUUAAAAUGUAUGAUCCAACGUUUGAUAGAAAAACCGGAAAGGGAUGUUUGAAGCCACAAGAGACACCUAUGGAGGCUCGGCACAUGGCGGCGACCGUGGCUCUUUAUAGAAUAUCAUCGAAUUCUAACAUGCAAAUGAUGCUGCCGCCCAAUCACAAAUCGCUGUGGUAUGAACUUGACGAUUUUCGAAAAUCGCUGAAGAAGGAAAACGAUGUCUUGGCAGAAAAGCUUUUCGACCCAGAGCCCUUCAAGUCUCUGAUAGCGGAAAAUAAGUCUAAAGAUGUCAAAGAUAAGGAACGCCAGGCCAGGCUGCAACAAGCUCAAAAAUCGCAACAAGUACCGACCCUCAUUACUUCAAAUGGUGCCAAGCCAGGCAAAGACGCAAUCACAAAACGCGUUCGUGAGCCACUUGACAAGAAAAUCAUAAGGUUCCCACAAAAAGUAUGGGAAAAUGCUACUUUUGUUGACUUAAAGGAGUCAUCAAGAACCGCAAUUGAGCAUUCACUCAGAUCACACAUUGACUGGGAGUCAAAAAAAUGGAACGGCGAGUUGACAAAGGAAAGGUGCCUCUUGCAAGAAAGCCUGCUGUCCCAUGGGUUCAGAAAAAGGCAUGCCGAAGAAGCCAUUCUCUACAAAGAUCCACUUUCCUUUCUUUUGUUCAAUCUCCCUGAGGAUGACUUGCCGCCAUUCUUCCACAAAAGGCUAGAGGAUACGAAAAUGAAGGUAGAAAUUAGUUCGCUUCCCCUCAAUAUUCAAAACAUGAUCAGCCGCUUAAUGGAGGGCGGAGCCUCGUAUGCCGAAUCAUUGUAUGCAUUACAAUCUGCUGAAAACGACGAAAAUGAAGCUGCAGGAAAAUUGACGGAAAAAUUUCUGAUCGAAACGACUGCGACUCCUCCUGAAAUUAGUCAAGAGGAAUGUAAUGAAUUGUGGACUCAAGAGCUUGAAAGUCUAUUGAGCAUUUAUGGAGGUGACGUCAUCGAGGUCCUGAAAGAGGAUGGAACUUGUUAUACUAUCAAAUUGAUGGAGGAAUUCCAUUUGAAACUCAAAGUCUACAAGACUAAAAGCUACCCUUUCACACUACCCGGGAUGAUCGUUUCAACAUUUGAUAAAAAUUAUAAAUUGCCCAGCUACAUCAAACAGACUAUUUUGACAAAGCUUGUGACUUAUGUGAUUGAAGCUGGCUUACUUGGUGAUAUGCUUGUUUAUCAUGUCUUUGAGUGGCUUCAAGAACAUCUCGCAAGUAUUAUAGAUAACCCAGGUUCGCUUUUACCGAAAGCUCAAAAUUCCAUGCCUUCACAUGAUAGAGAGGUACAGCAUAGUCAGUUUCCCAAGUCAUCCAGAAAUAGAACGUCAAGAACCGACGCCGUGUCCGCAACAGAGUUACAACAACUGAAAUCAGAAUACGCGAAGAGAAUUACAAGCCGAAGGUAUGCAGAAAUGAUUAAACAGCGCUCUCAACUUCCCGCAUGGAAAAUCCAAGAAAAAAUUGUCGAUCUGAUAUACAAGAAUGACGUGGUGUUAAUCACAGGUGAAACAGGUUCUGGUAAAUCAACACAAGCGGUCCAAUUCAUUCUAGACUAUCUCAUGUCAAAACAAAACGAUUACGGUCAAACUAAAAUUAUUUGCACGCAACCGAGAAGAAUCUCUGCGAUAGGGUUGGCAGAACGUGUUUCUGAAGAAAGAUGUUCCGAUUGCGGAAAUGAGGUUGGUUAUAUUAUUCGUGGUGUAAACAAGACGAAGGCAACGACUCGUAUCAGAUUCAUGACCACAGGUGUCUUGGUGCGUAUUCUUCAAGGAUCAAGAGAUUUCCUUGCAAAUUCCAUCGUCUUUAUUGAUGAAGUUCACGAAAGAUCCGUUGAUACAGAUUUGAUAGUCAUCUUACUGAAAAACUUGCGCGGGAAAAUUCCUGGUUUGAAAAUAGUACUCAUGAGUGCUACCGUUAAUGUCGACGUUUUCAAAAACUAUUUUGGAGACCUCAAAACCUGUCACAUUGAAGGUCGAACGUUCCCUAUUGAGGAUUUCUUUCUGGAGGAAAUUCUCGAGACCCUAGAUUUCAAAAUUAAGCGGAAAAAUAUUUCAUACGAUGACUUUGAUAGAGAAGGCCAAAAGUCUCAAGGUGCCGAUUCGGAUUACUUGCGGCCAAGUGCCGACUCCAAGUUUUUCAAGAGUGGCCAGAUCAAUUACGACCUCAUCUUAUCUCUAACUAUUCACAUUGACAAGAAACUGGUAUCGGAAAGCAACGAUGGUUCAAUUGUGAUUUUCAUGCCAGGUGUAGGUGAGAUUAACAACUGUUGCAAAAAUCUAAUGAGCGGUAAAAACUCGGAAAUAUUUGUGGUGUUACCGCUGCAUUCCGCUUUAACUCCAGAUGCUCAGAAGAAAGUCUUCAAACGGUUCCCUGGGAAAAGAAAAAUCGUGGUUUCUACAAAUAUUGCAGAAACUUCCAUCACCAUCGAUGACUGUGCGGCUACCAUUGAUACAGGUCGCGUAAAAACCAUGUAUUACAAUGCGCAGGAGAACACCACCAGAUUAAUUGAGACAUUUGUCUCUAAGGCAGAGUCUAACCAACGUAGAGGUCGUGCGGGUAGAGUCCGUGCAGGUUUGUCUUACAAAUUGUUUUCGAGAUGCAGGUUUGAUGAAAUGUCUGCACAACCUCUUGCAGAAAUAAAGCGGGUAGGCCUAGAGUCGCUGUAUCUUUCGGUGAAAUCUAUGGGGAUAAAAGACGUGAUUGGAUUUUUGGGUAAAGGUCUGGAUCCACCCCCCUUGGAUUCUUUGCGAAAAUCUGAACAGCUGUUAACAGCCGCGGGCUUGUUAAGUGAAGAUGAUACUCUGCUCACGGAGCUUGGAAAAUUCAUUAGUUUAAUGCCCCUCAUGGAUUAUAAACAUGGUAAAAUGCUCAUUUACUCCAUUAUUUUUGGAUGCACCGACGUAGGUAUUAACAUUGCUGCCAUAUUGAGUUGCAACGGAUCUCCAUUUGCGAUCACCUCUGACAAUAGAGAUCAAAUCAAAGCUUUGUGUCAAAGUUGUACUAACGGAGGUGAUUUGUUGGCGUACUUGGAGAUAGUUCGUCGUUACUUGAAAAUUGAAGACUCUGCAUCCAAGAGAAGAUAUUUAAAUGAAAACUUUCUUUCCUACAACAAGAUGAAAGAAAUUAUCUCAUCCCGGGCUCAAUUAUUGAGUAUUUUAAAAGACGUGGGGUUUUUGCCCAUGCGGUACAAUAUGAGUGGAUCUGGAUCUGGAUCCGAUUAUUUGAAUCGAAAUGCCAAAAAUAUUGAAAUUAUAAAAUCAAUUUUGACUGGCGCUUUCUACCCUCAAGUGGCACGCGUACAACAACCAGAUCAGAAAUUCAUCAACACCAGCGCCGGUGCCAUUGAGAAAAAUCCUGAGGCAAAGAUGAUCAAAUAUUGGAUUCGAAAUGAAAAAUAUAUUGAUCAUUUGUACAAAUUGGACAAAGAUUCCGAGGUGGAAAAUACCGCUUUGCCUGCCACCAGAAGCUUCCUACACCCAUCUUCGGUUUUCUUCUCACCAAAAGAUAACAACAGCAUUGGUGAGCUUGUCGCUUUGGAGAGUUCCACGGAAAAAUCCGCAAACAACAAUCAAAAUUACAUAAAGGCUCCCUUCAUUGUGUUCAACAGCUCUUACUCCAGUGACAAGCUAUUUUUAAAAGACGUUACACCCACUACCACUUUAGCUCUACUCUUAUUUGGUGGCGCCAUUAAAUUCGAGUUGCAAGGCACCAAUCAUUCCCCCGGUUUAAUCCUAGACAACUGGUUGCCUAUUCGUACCUGGUGCAAAAACGGUGUUCUCAUCAAGGAACUCCGAUCCCUCUUGGAUAAUGUCAUACGACAAAAAUUGGAAAACCCGCAAUACAAUUCUUUGCAACGAGAAACCUCCCAUCUCGGUGAUGACGUUUUGACUAUACUUGAAAAUAUUCUCAAGUCAGAAUCCUAA